GUUUGGAUAAGCAUUUCUUGUCUUAGGAUUCAUUCUUUGGAGAAUGAAACUUGGGUCUCGGGCAAAAAUCAUAACAUAUUUUGCGGCACGAAAAAUAUUCGUCCACAUUUUAUCGGCCCUUUUUUUUGGUUCGAAGUGUUUUAAACUCUCGAGUCCUCCACUGAACCAUCGUCCCCCCUCUCUAUCUGUACAAGGUAAAAUCGAUCUGCUAAGAUCGAUCUCAAUCUCUAGCUUAUCAAGAUCGAUUUCUCUCCUUUUUCUUCCUGGUCUUCUUCUUCUGUCUGUGCACAUAGCACGAAGCUAACGGUGAAGAACAAGGGCUCACCUGCUGGAGCUUCAACAGCAUCAGUUGCACUCGUAAGUCAGGUGUAAACAGCUUUCAGUGAGACUUGGCUUGCAAGGCUAAUAAGUAAAUAGCGAACAGGAGCAAGCCCUUUUUUUUCUUCAUAUAAAAGCUGUAUCAUUGGCACCAGAGUAAUUAUUGAAGCCCCGGACUACGAAAGUCAAUUUCUUUCAAAUGGCAUUGGUUGUGAUAUGUGGGCAACCAUGUAGUGGAAAAUCAACAGCUGCUCACUGCCUAGCCGGAUCGCUUAAUGCCCUAGAAUCCAAACCAACAGUGAAGAUUAUUGAUGAAUCCCUUUUUCAUCUUGAUCGAAACCAAUGCUAUGCAAAUAUGACUGCAGAGAAGAAUUUAAGGGGGGUCCUCAGGUCUGAAGUUGACAGAUCCUUGUCAAAGGACAGUAUUGUUAUUGUAGACUCUUUGAACAGCAUCAAGGGUUAUAGAUAUGAGUUAUGGUGUCUAGCUCGAGCUGCUGGCAUAAGAUAUUGUGUGUUAUAUUGUGAUACAGAAAUCAGUAGUUGCAGAGAAUGGAACAAGGAGCGUGGAGAAAAGGGAGAAGCCACUUAUGACGAUAAUAUAUUCGAAGAUUUAGUAAGAAGGUUUGAGAAGCCAGAAAGGCGUAAUCGAUGGGAUUCCCCCCUUUUUGUGUUGUGGCCAUCUAAAGAUAGAAUAGAGCAAUCUUCUGCUGCUGUCGUGGAUACUGUUUCAUACUUGACUAAAAAGGUUGACUCAAAGUCGCGAGAUGUUAAAAUCCUCCAGCCUACCAUCGCCACUCAAAAUGCACGUUUAUCAGAAGCAAAUACACUUUAUGAGAUGGACCGUGCAACACAGGAGGUGAUCAACGCCAUUGUGGAAGCACAAUCUCAGGCACUCGGAGGACCUAUAAGUGGGAUUUCUCUUGGCCAGAACUUACCAACAAUUAGCAUUCAGAGAGCAGUUGGGCUGCCUGAGCUCCGGAGCCUGAGACGUACAUUCAUAAAAUUGACAGGGCAAUCAAGCUUGAGUGGGCCUCCACCACCAUCAGACACUGAUAGUGCAAAAAGAAUGUUCGUGGAUUACUUGAACAGAGAACUAGGAACAGUUUAGACACUGAAUGUAACAGCAAAAGAGCCACCACAGUUCUUUAGUUGUUUUCCUGUUUUCCCAACCGAGGAGGGGCUUUUUUUUUCGCACAAAACAUCAAGGAUAUUGAACUACUUCUGCUCAUUUGGGGGCCUGUAUGUGACAUUAAGAUUAUUUACUACCAUUUUUCAUCAAAGAAUCAAAUGUACUUCUGAUUGUUAGCUUUUCUCCCUUUUAAAGAUUGGACAAAAUUUAGCUUAAUUGGUUUUAUUAUGAUAUCCACUUUGACUUUUCUUAAGUUUUUGUAUAAGAACCGAACCUUUACUUUU
This is a messenger RNA of Nelumbo nucifera (sacred lotus), 1731 nucleotides long. RefSeq names its product KTI12-like, chromatin associated protein. The record is from RefSeq and is a predicted model, not a curated record. Lineage: Eukaryota; Viridiplantae; Streptophyta; Magnoliopsida; Proteales; Nelumbonaceae.